This is a messenger RNA of Parathielavia appendiculata, 571 nucleotides long. RefSeq lists its product as uncharacterized. The transcript has a single exon. The coding region runs from base 109 to 459 and encodes 116 amino acids. Lineage: Eukaryota; Fungi; Ascomycota; Sordariomycetes; Sordariales; Chaetomiaceae. The record is from RefSeq and is a predicted model, not a curated record.
GUGCCAUAAAGCUGUUCUUGCGGUUGGUUGGCGGCUCACGCGUCGAGUCGUCCGAAUCCGAGACGCUCCUGCAUUCUGAGUUGGAUAUGUACCGCUCCUGCCUUUCUAAUGGGUGUCAGGUUUGAUCCCAGGACCACCUUCCAGGUUUCAUCCAAACUGUGGCCACGGGCAUUCAAAAGGCAGUUGCUGGCAGGCACCAGCUCAAAUCGCAGAACAACAACGGCUUUCGGAGGACAGACCGGUCGUGUUGUUUGUGUGCGUCUCAGGGUGCGAGAAAAAAAAGUCGAUUCGCCUAAAAAUCCCCUUCUCCCUCUCAACACAUCUACUCGCGUCUUCCUCCUCCUCAACUCCCACUUCAGCAUCGGCCGAGUCACAUCACUGUCGCUGACUCCCGGGUACACCCUUCUCUGCGUCUACUUCUACCCCAUCGGUAAUACGCCUGCCGUCUGCUUGACAUAGGCGCUGCCGCCGGAGAAGAAGGCCGAUGUUCUGCUCCUGGGAUCCGGCGAUGUCCGCAAUAUUCUCUUCACUGUCCACAGCGAUGGUAAGCAUUGCUCGGGAAAACACUGCC